CCCUCUCUCUCUCUCUCCUCCCUCUCUCACUCUAUAUGACUUUGUAUGUACGUAUGCAUUCUUGCAUAAUUAACAAUGAACACCAUGCACAUUAUUACACAUCUCCUAUUCUCUCUAUCCCUUAUCUCCUUCCUCUUCUCUUCCUACACUUUGUACUCGUCGCCGUUUUCGGCGCGUCCGAUGUUGUCUUCCCGGCAAUGGAUCGAGUUCUUGUGCUCGAAGCUCGAAUUGUUUCCGUCGUCAUGGCUCUUUACUGCUGCCAUGAACAAGAAUUUCUGGUUCUUGAUUUUCAACGGGCUUCUAGUGAUUCUUGCCAAGAUCUCGGGAUUUACUAUCCCCGUGGGGCCCCCUACGGCCCCCGCCGACGAUUUAGGGUUUAGGGUUGAGGCGAUCCCUAUGGGGCCCAAUGAAGAUUUAGGGUUUAGAGUCCAUGCAAAUGAUGCGGGCCCGGCCCAAAGUUUAGGGUUCAAAGUUCGAGCGAAUGAUGUGGGGCCCAUGCAUAGUUUAAGGUUUGGGGUUGAAGAUAUCGAUAUGGAAGUAGUUUUGGAGGUAUCUGAAUCGGGACCCACUUUUGAAAAAGGUCCCGCCGCCGCCGCGGCUGCGGAGGCGGUGGUGGAGGAGAGGGAGGUGAUUUUGGGGCGGGAGGGUCCCGAAAUCGGGGAUGGAUUGACGAUAGAGUGUGAUGUUGAAGAAGUGGUAGGCGAUGAUCGCGAUUUUGAUGGCGAUCACGAUCAAGAUCACGACGAUGAUGGGAUCGGUGAAGAGAGCGGCGACGAGGCCGAGAUGAUGAGUACGGAGGAAUUGAACAAAAAGUUCGAAGAAUUUAUUAAGAGAAUGAAGGAGGAAAUUAGAGUCGAUGAAAUUCAACAAUAUUAUCAGCAACAAUUAGUGGUCGUAAAAUAAAUUAUUGUAAUAUUUAAUAGUAGUAUAUAUAUUUUUAUUGGGUAGAAUAUAAGUCUAUAUAUACUUUUAGAGUGUUUUAUUUCAUACUUUGUGUCUUUUUGAGGGAUUACUAGCUAUGCUUGUAGAUCAAAUAAUGAGUGUCAUUUAUAAAUAAAUUUUUACCUA
Molecule: messenger RNA, 1068 nt
Organism: Andrographis paniculata
Lineage: Eukaryota; Viridiplantae; Streptophyta; Magnoliopsida; Lamiales; Acanthaceae
Exons: 1
Coding region: 76-903 (275 amino acids)
Source: RefSeq, a predicted model, not a curated record